This is a messenger RNA of Mercenaria mercenaria, 1134 nucleotides long. Its product is annotated as ADP-ribosylhydrolase ARH1-like. The record is from RefSeq and is a predicted model, not a curated record. NCBI's taxonomy places the organism in Eukaryota, Metazoa, Mollusca, Bivalvia, Venerida, Veneridae. The transcript has a single exon. The annotation marks the transcript as partial.
AUGGCUCCUCUAGAUACACGCUACCAAGCUGCAAUGGUGUUGAGUGGUGUAGGAGAUUCACUAGGUUAUAAAAAUGGAGAAUGGCUCCUUUGCUUAAGUGGAAUAAAAAUUCAUGAGGAACUUGAGAAACUUGGGGGAGUAAAUAAUACUGUUAUCAAACCUCCAGAAUGGAAAGCAAGUCCCUGCACAUUACUAAAUAUACACACAGCAAAUGCACUAACUAAAUGGGAGUACAAGAACGUAAAUGAUUUCGAAUUAACAAAUGUUGCAAAGCAGUACAAAAAUACAACCGAUGCGUAUGAUAUGAAAGAAAGACAUCCUGACGAAACAUUAAUUGCUGCGCUAGAAAAACUUAAUCCUGAUGGUGAUCAAGGGCCUAUCGGUCCGUUUGACAGUAAUGGGAUAAGUAGCACGGCAGCAGUGAGGGGAAUGUGUAUUGGUUUGCGACAUCCUGAUCCUGUAGAGUUACAUGCUCUGAUAAAGCUAAGCAUAGAAAUUGGUCGUCUUCUUAAUCACCAUCCAUCGGGUUUCCUUGGUACCUUGACAACUGCGUUAUUCACGUCAUAUGCAUUGCAAAGGAAACCUGUACAACAGUGGGGACAUGGACUGAUUAAAACGUUUCCUAAAGCAAUGUCGUAUGUGAAAGAAAGUGGUAUAGCCGUGAAGGAAAACGUAAAUACUUGGAGUGAUUUUGAAGACAAAUGGCGCUGGUAUGUGAGAAGAAUCGAGACAGAAGAAAAAUGCCCUAAAUUCCCAUGCCCAUAUGAUAUCGAAAAAAAGGAGGAAUUCUAUGAGUCAAUCUCGGGAAAUGAAAGAUCAGGCAGCAAUGGCUGCGAUGCAACAAUAAUUGCAUAUGACGUAUUUCUAAGUUUUAACGGAUCAUGGGAAGAUUUGUGUAUCAGAUCAAUAUGCCACGGAGGAUUGAGCAACGUUAUUUGCUCAAUAACAGCAUCCUGGUACGGUGCUAUGUACGGAUAUGACGGGGUCAAGGAAUGCAUUUAUUCCAAGGUCGAAUUUUGGAGUCAUUUGAAAGGAUUAGCAUACAAGUUGUUCCACCAGUCGUAUUAUGAGAGUUUGCUUGAAACUCCAAAGGACCUUGCGAAGCUGGAAAAUACCGAAAAUCCAGCAAUUACG